AUGUCUGGCUUGGAUGCAAUCAUUAAUCGCAAAACUCCUAGUCCAUGGGAGCUGUUCAGGACCAAUCCUAGCCUUUAUAUAGCCUCAAAUCUAUAUAAUAUUCUCAGCCAACAACUGCCGCGUCCUUUGUCUUCUCCCGUCCGCACCAUAUGCGUAUCAGGCACUCACAACACCGACAUAUCUGCCCUGAUACCACCCGGUGAUAUCCUCAUUCACGCAGGUGAUAUCACUCAUUCUGGCACUCCCCGUGAGCAUGGCAUCAUCUAUCUGGAGGAUGAGGCUCACACUAUCCAAGUGCGCGGUCGCGUUAACUCCUUGAUCUGCGCUUCCUGGAUUUUGGCUCCCCCCCGUCCUCUUGGAUUCUUGGAUGAGGUAUUGUGA
Messenger RNA from Suillus plorans, 381 nucleotides. RefSeq lists its product as uncharacterized. Bases 1 to 381 code for a protein of 126 amino acids. The record is from RefSeq and is a predicted model, not a curated record. NCBI's taxonomy places the organism in Eukaryota, Fungi, Basidiomycota, Agaricomycetes, Boletales, Suillaceae. The transcript is spliced from 2 exons.